GCGCGGUGCAUUGUGGGCAGAGGGGCGGGGGUUGGGAAGAUGGCGGCUCCCAGCCUCCUCAACUGGAGGCGGGUUUCCUCCUUCACGGGGCCGGUACCCCGCGCCCGGCACGGACACCGGGCCGUGGCCAUCCGGGAGCUGAUGAUCAUCUUUGGAGGGGGCAACGAGGGCAUCGCGGACGAGCUGCACGUCUACAACACGGUUACAAAUCAGUGGUUCCUACCUGCUGUUAGAGGAGACAUCCCUCCAGGUUGCGCUGCCCAUGGAUUUGUCUGUGAUGGUACCAGAAUACUAGUAUUUGGGGGAAUGGUUGAAUAUGGAAGAUACAGCAAUGAGUUAUAUGAGUUGCAAGCAAGUCGUUGGUUAUGGAAAAAAGUGAAACCCCACCCCCCUUCUUCCGGUUUACCUCCUUGUCCUCGGCUUGGACAUAGCUUCUCUUUAUAUGGUAACAAAUGCUAUUUGUUUGGUGGUCUGGCAAAUGAAAGUGAAGAUUCAAACAAUAAUGUUCCCAGAUAUUUGAAUGAUUUCUAUGAGUUGGAACUACAGCAUGGUUCUGGUGUUGUGGGUUGGAGCAUUCCAAUGACUAAAGGAAUUGUGCCUUCUCCAAGAGAAUCCCACACGGCUGUCAUAUAUUGCAAAAAAGAUUCUGGAAGUCCUAAAAUGUAUGUCUUUGGUGGAAUGUGUGGUGCUCGCUUGGAUGAUCUAUGGCAGCUUGAUUUAGAAACUAUGUCUUGGUCAAAACCAGAAACUAAAGGGACAGUGCCACUCCCACGAAGCCUUCACACAGCCAGUGUUAUAGGAAACAAGAUGUACAUUUUUGGUGGAUGGGUUCCACAUAAGGGGGAGAAUAUUGAGACUUCACCUCAUGAUUGUGAAUGGAGAUGUACUAGUUCAUUUUCUUACCUAAAUCUCGAUACAGCAGAGUGGACCACCCUAGUAUCAGAUUCUCAGGAAGAUAAAAAAAAUUCAAGACCAAGACCAAGAGCUGGACACUGUGCUGUUGCGAUUGGCACUCGAUUGUAUUUUUGGAGUGGAAGAGACGGCUACAAAAAAGCACUGAAUAGUCAAGUUUGCUGCAAGGAUCUUUGGUAUCUUGAUACUGAUGCAUCAGAUAUUCUAUCAAAUUUCAUCGUCAUGAAGAAAUUUCUCCUGCUCCAAUCUGGGAUGAUUGUCUUCCACAAAUCCAGCCCAGCUAUCAUCUUGGAGUCUCCCUUCAUCAUCUUCCUGGGGAUAUCUUUUGCCUCUCACCUGUGCCGGAUUCCCCGUUUCCUGGAUCCCAUAUUUUCCCCUUUCUUAGUUUACUUUUUCAUUUUUUUUGUGGAAUACAUCCCAGGAAAAGGGUGCAUAGAGAAACCGCCAGCACCAUCACAAGUACAACUGAUCAAAGCCACUACCAACUCUUUCCAUGUCAAAUGGGAUGAAGUGCCUACAGUUGAGGGCUAUCUUUUGCAGCUGAAUACAGACUUGCCGUACCAAGCUGCAUCAUCAGAUUCUUCAGCAGCACCAAAUAUGCAAGGAGUCAGAAUGGACCCUCACAGACAAGGCAGUAAUAACACCAUUCCUAACAGUAUCAGUGAUACAAUGAACAGUACAAAAACUGAACAUACAGCUAUGAAAGGAACUUCUGUGAAAAACAGACCAGAUCUCAAAGCAUCAGCUGAUUCUAAUGCCACUUUACAUUCAUCUUUGGCAACUAAUGCUUCUAAUCAUAAUAGUUGUGUUGUGGAUGUGCUAAGGAAAAAUGAAGGUCCUCAUACUUCAGCAAAUAUAGGUGUUCUAAGUAGUUGCCUGGACUUAAGAACAGUAAUCCCUGAAACUUCUGUAUCCAGUUCUGUUUCCAGCGCACAAACUAUGGUAACCCAGCAGACCAUUAAAACUGAAUCAUCCAGUACAAAUGGGGCAGUUGUAAAAGAUGAAACUUCACUAACAACAUUCAGUACCAAAUCUGAAGUUGACGAAGCAUGUGCACUGCCUGCGACUAAGAUCAGCCGUGUAGAAGCACAUGCUACAGUGAUGCUGUUUUCUAAAGAGACUCCUUCAAAUCCAGUGGCCACAAUGAAAGCAGGAGAACGACAGUGGUGUGAUGUAGGAAUUUUUAAAAAUAAUACGGCUUUGGUGAGCCAGUUUUAUUUGCUGCCAAAAGGAAAGCAAAGCAUCUCAAAGAUAGGAAAUGCAGACGCACCUGACUACAGUUUACUUAAGAAACAAGAUCUUGUUCCAGGCACAGGAUACAGAUUCAGGGUUGCUGCCAUCAAUGGUUGUGGAAUAGGCCCUUUCAGCAAAAUCAGCGAAUUUAAAACUUGUAUUCCCGGUUUUCCUGGAGCUCCUUCUGCAGUCAGAAUUUCAAAGAAUGUUGAGGGUAUCCAUCUCUCCUGGGAACCUCCAACUUCCCCUUCUGGAAAUAUUUUGGAAUAUUCAGCCUACUUGGCUAUCCGCACAGCACAAAUACAAGAUAAUCCAAGUCAGCUUGUGUUUAUGAGGAUUUAUUGUGGUCUUAAGACAUCAUGUAUAGUAACUGCCGGGCAACUUGCAAAUGCACAUAUCGAUUAUACAUCCAGGCCUGCCAUUGUGUUCAGGAUAUCAGCAAAGAAUGAAAAGGGAUAUGGACCAGCUACGCAAGUUCGAUGGCUUCAAGGUAACAAUAAAAAAGCACCUUUAAAUUGAAUUUUUUUUUUUUACUGAAGCUAUUGUGAUGAUUAUUUAUUAGUAACUGGUUUUAAGAUUUGUCAUUUAAAAGAGUAUUCUCCGACUGUAUUUCUAGCACUUAUGAGUUUGAGUUUGUAAGUUGUUCUUAAAAUGUAUUUGCUCAAUUUUAGAUCCAAAUAAAAAUAGAAAAGAAGCAAAGACUCUCUGAAAAUUAGUAUAUGGAUUCGUCCUUACAGUUAUAUAACUGCUUUUUUUGUAAAGGAAAAUAGUAAAUUAAGAUAAAAGCUAGAAGGCUUUCUUACCCCAGUAUCUUUUCUAAAGGCCAUGUAACUCAGUCAUCCUAGAGUUAUUGAGAUGAUUCUAGUAACUGGCUGUUGUGCACUGCGCUGUCCUACAUAGUAGAUGUUCUCUCCAUUGUCAAGGACCCGUCUUUGAGUACUCCCUCUAACUUUAUUAUUCUAGAUGAGCAGCGGUCCUCUUAAUAACUGUCUUCUACUGGACAAUAUUUGUGAUACUAAUUUUAGUAGCCGCUAUUUGAUUCAUUUCUUUGUUUGUCUACAGUUAGCACAGAGCUUAAGAAAUUACAAAAGAAAGAAAGAGGCGAGUUCAGAAACUCUGAUUUUGAAUUUUUAUUAUUUUCCAAGAAUCAUGGCAAAAUACAAAAAGAAUAAUGGGUUUUCUUGAUUCAUAUCUGAUAUAUUGGAAUAUAUUUUUGGCCAAAGCGCUUAACUUACCCGGUCCUCGGUUUUCUCAUUAAUAGAAGACAGAGUUAAAAAAAUUUACAUUUAAGGUUUCUUUCAGCACUAAAAUUCUGUAUUUUCAUCAGAAGCAAAGUGUAUCUGUGAACAUUUUAACAUCUGUCUUAAUGGCUUUAACUUUGCUUUUGCUGAAAUUAAUAAAACCUUCAUAAUUUAAAAUUCAAAAUUGAAGUAUAUAUGUCCUCCUUAUUGCAGAAAGAAAGAAGCACCUUAACAGAACACAAGUUUUGAAAUAGUGUUUUAAACAUUUGUAAGAUUUUUGUAAAGCUCUAAAUGUUUUAUUUUUGCAUUGUUUUUACCUCAAAAUUGUAUAAACUUUUUUACAACUGAAAUAUAAGCAUUAGACAGCUCACUCAGGUCCCACUGCAACCUUAAAGAUGCAGAUAGGCAUGAUGGAUCCUCUGCCACAGGUAGCUUGUUUUGAACCUUUUUGGAAUGUCAUGGUUCCACUGCCUGUUCAGAUCUGGAAUGGAAAUACAGAGCAAUAAGUGCAGAAAAGGUCGUUCACACUACAAGCUGCAAUAACCGCACGGGCCCAGGCCUAUCUUUUUUAUACCAUGUAACCUUAUGCCAGUGUAGGUUGACUGAGUAGCUGUGUCCUCGAACUUCACAUAGAAUACUCCCAGCCAAGAUGGAUUUAAUUGUGCAGAAUUGAUAUAUAUGUAUGUUCCAGUUACUAAUUUAAAGUGUAUAGAAUAUUUUAAUAUAUAAUUUUUGUAAAGAACUGGGAUUUUUAUACUACAGUAUUUGUAAUUAAUGUGUCUCACUAAUUAAGUUUCUCUUGAAGAAAAUAUGCAAACUGUUAGACACGUAAUGAGUGAUUUCCAAACUCUAAAGGUAAAAUAAAUGCACUACUCUGGUGUUGUUAGAAUACCUUUUUUGUGGCUGUAUGAAUCCUUAAUCUUUAAAUGUGUAUUUUACAAACAAUGUUUACAAGGAGCCUCUCUGGUUUGUUAUGUCAGCACCUCCCUUGGUGAGAGCUUCAUUCUGCAUUUGUUAAAUUCAUAUGCUUUGCUUUUAGCAUAUGCUUGCUUUUUGCACUAGUAGAAUUUUAACUUACCUCAUUAUUAUGUUUGUAAUCAUUUGUAUAGAUUCCAUAAUAUGUCUGAUAUAGGCUAAACAAAUACUUAACCAAAGUUAAAAUAAAUGGUAAGCAAUUUUGCACAUAUUCAAUGCUAGGGUUUGUUGUGUAUAUGUGUGUGUUUAGUUAUAAAAAGAGUAGGAGUGGAAACUUAGAGUAUAUGUUUCAAGUCCAAUUAUUUUAAUGAUCUGUUUGCUUUAUUAGAAAAAGGUCUCGCUUUUACCUCCUUAUUCUCUGCAUUAAUUAAUAAUUUGCAUCUCGAAGCACUUCUCUUAAUGACAGGACUAAGUUGACUUUAAGCAAAGAAUAGAAUAUUUGUUUGAGUGUGCACAUUUAUACCUGUUUAGUAUUCGUUUAGUUUACUUUGCUUUACAUUGCCUCAACUGUGCUGUGAACCUGUGGUUCUAACAUACAUCUUAUUUUUAGAGAGAAAGGCAGUCUUUCUAUACCAAGGGAUUUGUGAAAAUGACAAAUGUUUUUACUUUGAGAAUUAGCCCAGAUUGUGUUAUCAUUUUUUGGCAUUUGUAUAUUAAGCAGCAGUCAUAUUUAUGGGUGACUGAAAAAUGCCAUUGAGAAAUCUCUGUGGCUUGACAUUAAUAGUUAAUAACAGAUCUUCAAGCUGCAUGUUCAUGAAUAGAAUGGACUAGGGUAAAUAACAAGAGAAGUGCAUUUAGCUUCCUAUGAUUUGCACAUUUUCUGAGUGAAGAUCCCUGAGUAGCAGUGGGCUAGAUCAUGCAGAUAUCUUUCAUAAGAGGAUUUAUGCUGAGUUAAAUGACUUUCUUUACUCCUCCCUGCUGGAUAGGCAGUCCAGAUGUUCAAGCCCUUGUGCCACAGUCCUCUUCCUGGGCUCUACAACUUGGUUUCACAUAUGUAGUAAAAAGAUUUAGAUGUUGCAUGCUCUUAGAAUUAUAUUUUCUAAAAUAUUGUAUUGGCUUCAUUUUAGUUUAGUAAACUGUUUUGGUAAUUUAACUAGAAAUAGGGUAUUAUAAACUCACUUUUAUCCACAUUAAAACAAAACGGAAAGAAUCUGAUUGCAUGUAUGAGGCCCCCUUGCCCUAUAACCCAAUUACAUAAAUACAGUCAUCUAUAAGAAGGUAAAACUGUUGAUCCAUUAUUUCAGACUUGUAGCCUAGCAAAGAUUUGAUCUGGUUAGAGAUAUGGUCUACUAUAACUGAAGGUAUUAUUUUAAAAAAAUUGCAGCACUUGUAGCAUAAAAAUCAUUUGUAACAUUGGCUAGGAAGAGAUAAUUAGUAUUUAAAGUUAUUGUAGUAAUCUGACCAUGAAUGAAAUAGGUUGCAAAAUAGACUUGGUCUUUGACUGCUUAAGGUAUAACUGACAGUUAAGUUUUCCAAGACUGAUUUUAGGCAGUUUCAUGUAUUAUGUACCAAUGAUAAUGUAAAAUAAAGCACCUUUUCUAUUAUAACCAAUUACAGGUGUUAUUUAUUUUGAACUCUAUGAGAGAAAAAUUAGUGAUGGCAGAGUAAAUCUGUAGAAAUGUUGACUUUAUAUCAUUCUUAAAAUAAUAUAGGCAGUCUCAUAAAGAACAGAUUGUGUCCCAAAACUUGUUUUUAAGUCAGUGGAUUGUGUUCGGGAGUCAUGUUCUCAUACAAACGUGAAGACUGUAUCUCUCUAACCUUUCUUGUGGCUGAGCUCGUAAGUGAAAAGGCACAUGGCUCCAGGAAACAGAUCUAAACUGUUGCCAUCUCUUUUUUUGUCUUCUGUUCACUCUUAGUCUUUUGUCUUUAUGCCUUGCACCCACUUUAAUUCACCACAGCCAGACUUCUGUCCUGCUACUCUGUCAGAACGGCUCUAGCAAAGGUCAGAGGGAGCCUCUCAUUUCCCAAAUCCGGUGAUUACUCUCGUCCUUCAUAACUCAACCCCUCCCUAGAGACUUGGACAUUUUCUUGGUUUCUGUGAUACUCGCUCUCUCUUUCUGUACCUCCUCCUGUCUGUAGUCCCCUUUUCCACUUGCACCUGCCUCCAUUCAUUUUUUCAAGACUCAGGUCCUUUUUCAAGAUUCCAAAAUGGAGGGCGCCUGGGUGGCUCAGUCGUUAAGCGUCUGCCUUCGGCUCAGGUCAUGAUCCCAGGGUCCUGGGAUCGAGUCCCACAUCGGGCUCCCUGCUCGGCGGGAAGCCUUCUUCUCCCUCUCCCACUCCCCCGCUUGUGUUCCUGCUCUCACUCUCUGUCAAAUAAAUGAAUAAAAUCUUAAAAAAAAAAAAAAUUUCAAAAUGGAGCCUUUCUUGACACGCUCCAUCCAUAUCCGGGUAGAUUUGCCCCCUUCUUCUUGUGCCCCCACUGUCCUUUGUCAAAUCUUCUGUCACAGCAGCCUAAAAAACAUUGUAUCCUUACUUGUUAGCAUUGUUUUCUCCCUCUGCCAGAAUGGUGGUAGGUCUUUGAGGCAAAGACUGGAUCUUUAUAUUUCUUACAUAUCGGCCAUUCAGCUGGUACUUAAAUAUGUUAACACAUGGUUAAAGAAAAUUGUCAUCUUUACAUCUCUCCAUAUUCUCACUCCCCUUUCUCAAAUUGGGAUGAAAAUGGGAGGGAGGCUUUGCUAGGGAAAAGAGAUUUUAGCAGAUUUAGUAAGUCUCUGGAGGAAAUACUAACACCAGCUUUGUCUUAUCUUACCCUGCUCUUACUUAGGUUCCUAGGAGAAGUUCUGGGAUAAAUAAACGGUGUGUCACAUAUGUACUGGGCUAAAAGGGGUUUAAUCUUGGUAUGUACAGAUCUCAAGCAGAAGUCUUUGAUCUAAAAAGAUCUGAGCAUUUAGUGAGAUUGUUGGAUAUUGCUGAAUUACGAUUUUUAAAAUUGGAUGAUCCAGAAAAUGAGCUAAAAAUAUUUCCAAACUAUUUCCUUAUAGGAAAGCCAUGGGCAAUUAUUUAGCAUUAGGAAAAAACCACCUACCUAUUUAAUACUUAAGCACAGGGACUGCUGAAAGACAUGGAACACCAGCAUUAAUACAUAUCAAGUCAGGCCACUGUUGUCACCUCCGAGCUUAUAGGACAAAGGAUUCUUAUCCUAAUAGAAAACAACAUGACAUUGGCACAACUUCCACAUUUCCCAGUUAUAGUUGGGAGUCCCUGUACUAUUUCUGUAACUCAGGAAGACUUGUGUGUGUGUGUGUGUGUGUGUGUGUGUGUGUGUGUCAUGCCUGGAAAAACAUGAACUGCACCAUUCUGGGGAGAAAAAUAUUCUAUGAACUGAAGAAGAAAGAAAGGCUAUAAAAUCCAAGGAUACUAGCCUCCUUGUUCAAAAUAGAUUUCUAUAUCUUACUAGUAUCUCUUUGCUGCUUUCCUGUCCUCUGAGGAACUAAAAAAAAAAAAAUGUCCACUUGUGAGAUUGUUAAUUUCAGCAAGGUCAUCUGAAACUGAGUGUGAGGUUCUUUUGUAUAUUUAGUAUCUUGGAUAAAUUGAAUUGGGGGGCCUGGUACUUAAAGGUCAUCAUAUUCACAAUCUGAAUACCACUCCUGCCAGAGCCUCACAUUCAAGUCCUGAGAAUACAGGGUUACAAAGCCUUUGGCCUUAGAUAGAGAGAAGGCUAGGAAGACAUAGGUAUGGAGUACAGCAGCAACAGAAGGAUUCACUAUUUCCUGAUUUGAUUUUGCUGGGUCAACAAAAAGUCUUUGCAGGGUAUUUAGGGAUGUCAGGGUGUUGACUCCUGAAGAUAAAAGUGUAAAAAGUAUGAGUUGGUGGCAUAUCAGAUAGGAAAGCUGUUGCAGAGAAGGAAAUUGCCCCCUUCCUACCCACUCCCCCUUCCUGGUCUUCUUGCCACCCAGGGACAAGAAGCUAAAGGACCCAUCAUUGCUCAGCAUGAGAACUGAGGAAAGCACAGGAGAACCUGUUGUGUCCAAGCAUAUACAGGUUAAAAAUAAAAGGUAGAAGCUGGUAUUUGUUUUUGAACAUGAGAUAACUCUAUCUACUGGUAAAUCGUGGUCCAGUAAAUAUCCAGCUCUGACCAAGAGGAUUAUUUGUUCCUUGAAUCUGGGGAGACAGAAUGGAAAUUCCUUAAGAACUUGAGAAAGGUUUCCUCCUAAUUUCUCUGUUUCUUAUUGGAAAGGGAGGAAAAAGCUGCAGGUAUAAUACUGACCAUCCAGAAUAACAAAGGUGUAGGUAUGCCACUUAGGGUAGGCACUUAGGUCUGACUUUCUGAUCCAGAGUGUCCCUGUCCCGGCCACCGCAGCCACCAGCUGUGAGGGUGGGAGUUGCGGGGGGGGGGGGGGGGGUGCAAGAUGGUGGAGUAGCAGGACCCUAAGCUCAGCCGGUCCCACAUUUACGAAGUCUUCCCGCCACCAGUUGCAAUGUACCACCCCCUGGUGGCAUGUCCCUUCCAGCUUAAAUAUGGUUGAGAUUUUAGGUCUUGUAGCUGUCUGGGACUUUUACAAUAGCUACAGCAAUGUCUGGAACUUUCUGAUGAGUUGGCACCCCUGUGUUAGACCAAGCUGGGGACCCUGGACCUGGAGAAUACACCUUCGACUUCCCCAUUUCCUGGAAAUGGGUUGCAGGCCUUCUGCUGCCAGGCCUAGUCUACCUCUUGCAAGAACUCCCUUACCCGGGAUAAUAACUUGAGCUUGCCCUGUUUGGGUAAAGGGGCUGGAUCAAACGUUUCAAGAUCUUUUUUCUUUUUUUCUUCUUUUCAAAUUUUGAAAUUAUAUACCAAAUUAAUAGCUAUUUUUGAGGAAAAAUCGCACCUUAACUAUGUUUUAUUUAAUCUGCACAGUGACACUGCCAGCAAUGACCUUGGCAAAGACGCGAUUGCAAAAUUGUUAUGACCUUUGUGUGCCCAACCUGACACCUGUUAUUGAGCAGGGUGGAGAAACAGUAACUACCAUGUACUUUCUGUAUUUUUGGAUUACUUAGUACAUAAAUAAUUAGGAGAAUGUGCCAAAGGGAAUCUGUACUUUUGAGAGUCAGCAGAAUUCAGUUAAGAGGCAGGGUCUUCAUCCAUUUAUUUUGGGAUUUGCAUCACCCAUCUGUAUUCUCUGCUUUAUACAAAUGGUUAUACCCAGGGAACAAAGUAACCAGUUAACCAGAAUCAGGCGGGUGACUGAUUCAACUUGGCAGAGCAGUCCUGUAAUACUGCCAUCUCGAUGGAUCCUGACCUUUGGGAACCUAGUUAACUUCUGUGAGGAAUAGCCCAUACUCAUUCUUCUUUCCCUAUUAUCAGGCACUUAUUCCCCACCAGUUAAAAUAAUUAGCUGAGGGGUGCCUGGGUGGCUCAGUUGUUAGGCGUCUGCCUUGGGCUCAAGUCGUGAUCCCGGGGUCCUGGGAUCGAGCCCUGCAUCGGGCUCCCUGCUCUGCGGGAAGCCUGCUUCUCAUUCUCCCACUGCCCCUGCUUGUGUUCCCUCUGUUGCAGUGUCUCUCUCUGUCAAAUAAAUAAAUAAAAUCUUUAAAAAUAAUAAUAAUAAUAAUUAGCUGAUUUGCAGUGCACAGCAGUGGCUGAAAUAUGGGGAGAUGUUCCCUCUCUUGGUUGAUGAAAUUAUGUAGUAAAUAAUCUUAUUAUCUUUUUUCUUUUAAAAUAUUUUUUGCAAAAUAAAUAAAAUGACCAGACGUGUAUUCAACCUUCAGCUUAAGAACUAGAAUAUUCUCAGAUACCCAGAAUCCCCCCAUUUGUCCUCAACCCACAUACCACACAAGGCAAACAUUAUUCUGGAUGUUUUGUUAAUAAUUCCCAUGUUUUUAUUUAUGGUUCUCCCAUCUAUGUAUGUAUCCCUAAUAGUAUGUUGUUUAGACUUACCUGAUUUUGAACUUUCAUGUAAAUGAUUUCAUGCUGCAUUAUAUCCUUCCGUGACUUUUUUUCUGACCGUUGUUUUUGAGAUUCCCAUCCCUGUUUAUGCAUGUAACUGUAUUUCAUUUGUUUUCACUGCUGUACAGUAUUCCAUUGUAUGCUAAACCACAGUUUGUUUAUCUGUUCUUCUGUUCAUGGAGAUUUGGAUUGUUUUCCAUUUUGGGCUAUCAAACAAUGCUGUUCUGAACAUUCUGCCAAUUACAGUGUAAGCUCCUUGCGGGCAGGGAUUUUGCCUGUUUUGUCUGAUCUUGUCUGUUGAGACAUUCACGAUGUCUAGAACAAUGCAGGGCAGAUGGUAGAUGCUCAGUAAAUAUUUGACGAAUGAAUGAGUUCUUGUACAUGUCUCCUGGUGCACAUGUACAAGAUUUGCUCCAGGGAAGUUGUUUUCAAAGUAUGGUCCAGGGACCCUUAGGGCCCCUGAGACCCUUCCAGGGGGUCUGUGAGGACAAAAUUAUAUUCAUAAAAAUACUAAACAUUAUUUGUCCUUUUCACUCUUUUUCAUGAGUUUAAAUAUUUUCCAGAGAUGACCUCUUCACUCUGACAGCUAAUCAAGUAUGUACUUGUGUAUUACUGUUUUGAAAAUGCCUGUUUUAAUUUCUAAUAUAGUAAAAAUUGAUAAAUAUAAUAACCCACAUGAACAACAGCUCUUUGAGGUCCUCAGUAUUUUUUAAGGAUAUAAGGAAGUUCUGAGACUCAAAAAUUUGAGAACCACUGCUCUAAGAAGCAGGUUUUACUUGGUCAUGCUGAACUGUUUCUUAAAGCAUUUGGAGCAGUUUAUGUUCCCAGUGGCAAUGGUUGAAUGCCAUGCUCCACAUCUUAGCGAACACACGGUCUUGACUGUCUUUUAUAUUUGCCAAUUGGGUGGUGAUUAUAUGGUGUCUUACUGUGGCUUUAAUUUGCAUUUCCCUGAUUACUAAUGAAAUUUGAGUGUUUUUUUCAUAUAUGAAUGUGUUUUCUCAUGUGAAAUACUUACUCAUGUCUUUUCCCCAUUUUUCUAUUAGGUGUGUGUCUUUUUUUCAUUGAUUUAUAUGAUUUCUUUAUACAUUCUGGAUACCAAUCCUUUGUCAGUUAAACAUGUUGUAUAUAUCUUCUCCCAGUUUGUGUAUUAUCUUUUGUAAUUAUAUUGAAUCUGUUGAUCAGCCUGGAGAAAAUAUCUUUUCAGCAGUAAGUCUUCCUAGCCAAAAACACUGUGUUUCCACUUAUUUGGUCUUCUUUUAAUAUCUCUCAAUAAACUUUAAUGAUUUUUCUCCAUAAAGGCCUUCAUGUAUUAUAUUAAAUUUCUUCCUAGGAAUUUUAUGUAUUUUUAAUGAAUGCUAUGGUAAAUUUUUAAAAAUUACAAUUUCUAUUCUAACUGGUUGUUACUAAUAUAUUUAAUGUUACUCUGUGUUGAUUUUGGAUCCAGCCGCCAUGCUAAGUUUUUAUUCAUUCUAAUAAUGUUUCUAGAUGUUCUUUUGAGUUUUUCAUAUAACCAUUAUCAGAAAAUAGUGGCAGUUUUCUUGCUUUCUGAUCCUUCUACCUUUUAAAAAAUUCCUUCUUUCAUUUCUGCACUGGCUAUGACCUGUAGUACAAUAUUGAAAAGAAUGGAUAGUGAACAUCCUUGUUUUAGCCCCAAUUUUAAGGGAAUGCUUUCAACAUGUCAGCUCAGUAUUUUUUUCAUAAAUGGCCUUUAUCAGUUAAGAAGAUUCUAUUAGGGUACCUGGGUGGCUCAGUCGGUUAAGAAGAUUCUAUUUCUGGUUUGCUAAUAGUUUUAUUUUGAAUGGAUGUUGCAUUUUAUUUUUUCUUAUCUAUUUAAAUGAUUGAAUGUUUUUUACUGUUAUUGUAUUAAAUUAUGGUAGUUGACUUUUUAAUAUUGAACCGACCUUGAAUUCUAGGAUAAGCCCAACUUGGUCAUGAUGUGUGUUUUAUAAUACAUUGUUGGACUCAAUUUGCCAAUAUUUUGUUUAGGAUUUUUGCUUCUGUGUUCAUCAGUAAAACUAGCUUUAGAGUACUCUACUUUUAUGUCCUGUCAUUGUCUAGUUUUGGUAUACUAGCCUCAUGAAAUGAGAUUUUAGAUUGGAAGAGUUGAAGAUUGAAACUAGUCUUUAAAAUCAUUUGGUUGGAUGCCUGAGUGGCUCAGUCGGUUAAGCAGCUGCCUUCGGCUCAAGUCA
Zalophus californianus (California sea lion) is the source of this 12413-nucleotide messenger RNA. RefSeq names its product host cell factor C2 (gene HCFC2). Gene Ontology annotation, cellular component: histone methyltransferase complex. The record is from RefSeq and is a predicted model, not a curated record. Gene Ontology annotation, molecular function: transcription coactivator activity; protein binding. The transcript is spliced from 16 exons. The coding region runs from base 40 to 2664 and encodes 874 amino acids. Gene Ontology annotation, biological process: chromatin remodeling; regulation of DNA-templated transcription. NCBI's taxonomy places the organism in Eukaryota, Metazoa, Chordata, Mammalia, Carnivora, Otariidae.